AUGGAAUUGGUGAAAACGCAGAACGAGAUCAAAGUACAGAAACAAGAAAACGAAUUAUUGAAGGCGGGAAUCGGAAAGCAAGAAACACGAGCCGAUGAUUGGUUAAAGGAGAAAGAAUCGCUAAACGAGACAAUCACUAAUUACAAAAAGCUCGAAGAUGAAGUGCUGAAAUUAGAGAAGAAACGCUUAGAAUCAGAGUCUAUGGUUGCUCAGAAAACUGAAUUGAUUAAUAAAGGGAUUUUGGAGUUGGCCAGAAAAGAUGAAAUUAUCAAUAAUUUGAAGAAGGAUAUAGAAAGCAAUAAAUAUGAUAAUCAAAAAACGGAGAAUGUAAUAAAGCUUUUGGAGGAGAGGUUGCAGAAGAGCAAAGAGGAUAAUUCUAUUUUGGAGGUGCAAGUGGAGGGAUUGAAGACGGUGUUGGCUGCUACUGGAUCCGGUGAAAUUGCAAGAGAAUUGUCGAAUAUGCAGAGAAAGCUGACCGAGAUGAAAUCGCAGUAUCUGAAUUUGCUCUCGGUCAAAGAUCGAUUGGAAAAGCAGGUGGAAACUGAUAAAGAAGAGAAGAAAACUCUUGUGGAGUAUCAGAAGACCUUUUAUGAUCAGUUGCAAAAUCAACAGAAAGAGAUAGAUAAUCAGGUCAAAAGUAUUGCAGCUUUGAAUGAGCAGUUGGACAAAGAGAAAAAUACUGUUAAUGCUUUACAGAAUGAAAGGAUGAAACAUUUGCAAGAAAAAACGAUUUUAACAGCGAUUUCUCAAAAAUUGAAGGGAGAAAUAACUAAACUGGAUCAACUGGAAACGUCGGUUUCUACAAGCAAUAAACGUGCCAAUAAAUUGGCUAUGAUGGCCCAAUACAAUAAGCAAUUAGAGCAGAAACUGCGAGAAGAGGUGGCUGAAAGGGAUGAUACCAUAACUAAACUGAAAACGAAUAUGGAGCUUCUUCACAAUAUGCAAAUGGAAAAUUCGAAAGAAAAGGUUGCUCUGUGCGAAGAACUCAAUCAGGUUUUUCACCGGAAAACAGAGCUAGAUGGAAAAUUGGCCGUGCAAUUGGAGAGGAACAUGAUGUUGAGCGAACAUAAGCACGAUCAAUUGCAGUACGUCACCAAUAAAUUGAAAGAAAUACAAGAGAAUUAUGGGAAGGAGAAGAUUGAGAUGGAGAAGAAUAUGGAAAUGUUUCGCAAUGAAAACGAAAAGUUGUUGGAGGAAUGCAAAGCUAAAAAUGCUUUGAUUUUAGAAAUGCAAAAGGAGAAAGAAAUGCUUAUAGCUACAGCUAUUGGUAUCAAGGACAAUAGUUCUCUGUAUGAGGCUAAAUUGAGAAAAAUGCAGUAUGAUUUUAAGAAAGCUAAGAAAGAGUAUGCCAAAACGACGAAAGAGAUUAACAAUAGAUAUUUAAUGUUAAAAAAUACUAAUAAGACACUAACUAAAGAAGCAUAUGACAUUUCAGAAGAAAACCAGAAGCUUAAGAACGACUUUGAGAAUGCAAAAAUUACCUUGAACCGAGUUUUUAUCGAAUUAAACGAAGCGAGAUCUGUUGAAGAGACUUAUAAAAAUACUAUAACAGAGAAACAGAGACUUUCGGAGAAUCUUCAGAAUGAUUUGAACGAGAAGAAUAACACAAUUUCCAGCUUGGAGGAGCAGCAGAAUUUGCUCAAGUCCGAUCUGACCGAAGUGUGCUGUAAUUAUGAGAAAUUAACAAAUGAAUACAAUAAGGUAACGGAAAAACUGAAGCAGUUGAAGGAAAAUGAUGAAAUGGAGGAGAUUGUGAACGAUCUUAAUGUAAGGGAUGAGGAGAUCUUAGUUCAACAGGAGAGGAUUCGGACGUUGGAAAUGGAGAACGAUAGGCUUGGGGAUUACGUGGAGCGCUUUAAAAAAGAAAAAGAACAAUUUCUUGUAAAAUAUGCAUCUCUUGAAGCUGAUUUAUUCAAAAUGAAAACGAUUUAUGAGACCACCAUUCAACGAAAUGCAAUUCUUGAGGAUCAAGUGGUGAAUCUGAAGGAGAAGGAAGCCGAUGCAUCGAGGGAAUUGAUUGAAAGGUGUUCUUACUACGAGCAGUCUAUUGGUGAACUAAAAAGCAAUUGUUGGAGCAAAAGUUGAGUCAUAUGGAGAAGGAGAUGAAGUACGUUUGCACGACCGCUGAGAAUAUCAAAUUAGAGAAAGAGAAUACGAUGAUGAUUCUCG
Molecule: messenger RNA, 2169 nt
Organism: Nicrophorus vespilloides
Lineage: Eukaryota; Metazoa; Arthropoda; Insecta; Coleoptera; Silphidae
Product: girdin-like
Exons: 13
Coding region: 1-2085 (694 amino acids)
Source: RefSeq, a predicted model, not a curated record